Messenger RNA from Microdochium trichocladiopsis, 2159 nucleotides. RefSeq lists its product as uncharacterized. The coding region runs from base 163 to 1755 and encodes 530 amino acids. Gene Ontology annotation, biological process: response to xenobiotic stimulus; DNA-templated transcription. The transcript has a single exon. The record is from RefSeq and is a predicted model, not a curated record. Gene Ontology annotation, molecular function: zinc ion binding; DNA binding; DNA-binding transcription factor activity. Lineage: Eukaryota; Fungi; Ascomycota; Sordariomycetes; Xylariales; Microdochiaceae.
UGUCAUCCCGCCUGUCAAGUCCGAUCCACCACCCAGAGGCCAAGGAAUCCUAGAGUUCUCUCGGUCACGUUGCGAUCAACAGGUAGGCGGCAGCGCGCAAGAAAGGCAUGCGUGCCGUGUCGCCAGCGGAAGCGCAAAUGUGACGGGGGAGAGCCCUGCACCAUGUGCACAAGCUACGAGUAUAGGUGCCGAUACAACGGCGAGGCCGGUGAUGGCUUGCGGGAAGUCAGCCGCUCGAAUAUCGGCUCGCACACACAGCGCCGUGGCCGGCCAAAUCGUUCCACUCUCUCAGCCGAUUCUGACUCGACAAGGGUUCUGCAGGAGCGUGAGGAUCAUGGCAGCAGCAGUACGGCCACUGGAGUUGAGUUUGCAAGUACGAUGGCAUUCCCACAUCUGCUUGGCAUCAGCCUGGACGCCUUUGAUCUGCCGCGACCGCAAUCUUUUGCUCACAACUCUGAGACGAGACGGGAAGGCCCAGAGCAAAGACAUCCCAACCUGCGCACAAUUCUUACAGAGAAGCAGCUUCAACACCUCUCCGCCAUCUAUUUUGGUACUAUCGGGCCCAUCGCGAACAUCAUCGACAAAGAUCACUUUGCACGGCGAUCACAGGACUACUAUCAGAGUUCGACGGACCCGCGAUCUCUCGCCUGUGCUCCAGUUGUGGCGGGCGUCGCUGCUCUAGGCUCGUUCUUGUCGCCGGCCAGACACCCGCACGAGUCUGAAAUGGCGCAGCACGCAAAAGUCGUCCUGGAAGACCCGUCACCGGCACGCAGGCUCGACACUGACCACGUUGCCGCAUGGGCGCUGCGGGUGCUCUAUCUACGCGCCACCACACGUCUAGACAUCGUGUGGCUGGCUUCCUGCACGCUGAUGCAUAUCUGCGAAGUUGUCGGCCUCCAUGACGAGAAAAUGAUCAGGAAGAUUGCAUCCAGAGAUGGAACCACACCGGCACAGCAGGACGAAGAAGCAGAACGACUGAGGCGGCUCUUUUGGUUCUCGUGGGCUGGGCACAAAGUCAUGGCGUACGAGUAUGAUCGUUCGGCUGUCCAAAUUAGGAGAACAACCUGUCGACCUGCGAAGCCGGUAUACGGAACCAUUACCAAUCAGUUUAUCGAACUUGCCCAAAUCAUCCCGCAGUAUGACUUGACCGCGAUUGAGGAGGAUGACACUAUCGACACAAGCAGCGACCUCUGUAUGCGGGUCAGGGAGCUGCGAGAGUUUCCAACUGCCCACCCGUUUCUCGCGGUCACUAAGGCAGACCUGGCAUUCUGCUUCUACCGCCGCCUGUACCACCUCGGCGUGUGCAUCCCAGCUAGCGUCCUUGAUUUGAUUGUGGAUAUUGGACACGAAGGUGUCAUUGCAGCUGCCCAGCUGGCUGGCAAAGGCCGGGUCUUCUGGAACGUCAUCGGCAGCGUCUUCCACUGCAUCAGUGUCUUGCUGGCGAUCGACACGCCCGCUGCGAUGGCGCAUCUCCCAGUGGCUGUUGGCCGGUUAGAGGAUAUCAGCAAGGUUGCACAUGCGCAUCUGGCGAGGGAGGCUUUAUCCAUGGCAAAACACCUGCUGAGCUUGAAGAUGGCGAGGAAACGUGCCGAACUUGCCCAGCUCGAAAGUAUCGGAGCUUCUGCGCAGAUGACUGCCGCCGGGACAUCAGUCGAUGCUGCCCAUGCGGACAAUCUCGAUAUGGGCCUGGAUGUCGACUGGGACCAGUUCCUCGUCGAGCCCUAUCUGUGGAUGCUCGAUUCGGUGCCUCGGUGAUAGACGCUCGCUGUGAGGAGACUCAAUUUUCCGGGGCGGUGUGAUUAUCGUCCGUGCAGUAGGCGCUACAGACAAAGCCAUAAACUCCUCACUUGCGGAGUUAUGAUUGCCUCCGGCGUUUGCGGUGUUAAGGUUUGGUCACCAAUGCCAGCGCUGUGGCGGCAGGUGCGGUUAUUGCGGAUGUUGCGGGAUGUUCACGAGGGGAGCGCAAGCACGGCGUGAUUCAACAGGCCGAGUUGCCUGAAAUUGAGGAGUCAAGGAGACCAGGCGUCACGGUGCGGAAUUCGUCUGGAUCAUUGGAACGGCGCGCAGUUUUCAAUUUGUGUAUAUAUAGAGAAGACUUUUUCUCCCUCCUUAGUGUUACAAGAACUCGUCAGAGCGAAGCACACCUAUCGAUAUCAACA